Molecule: messenger RNA, 646 nt
Organism: Ceratitis capitata (Mediterranean fruit fly)
Lineage: Eukaryota; Metazoa; Arthropoda; Insecta; Diptera; Tephritidae
Gene: mRpS17
Product: 28S ribosomal protein S17, mitochondrial
Exons: 2
Coding region: 102-569 (155 amino acids)
Biological process (GO): mitochondrial translation
Cellular component (GO): mitochondrial small ribosomal subunit; ribosome
Molecular function (GO): structural constituent of ribosome
Source: RefSeq, a predicted model, not a curated record
UUCUCGCGUGCGAUAAUUAAGUUGUUUUUUUUUAUAGCAUUUCCAUUGUGUAAAGGGUUUUUAAACAUUUAAUAUAAAUAGUGAAUUGUGAUCUGAUUCUGAUGGCUUCUCGGGGUGCUAUUCUGUUAGGGCAGUGCAUGCCUUGCAUUAAGAAAAACGCUUCUAAGAUACGUAUACGCCGAAUGGAGUUGGAUAAGAACCUGAACAUGUAUUUCAAGAAAGAGGAGUUCUUUUUUGCACAUGAUCCUGAAAAGGUAUGCAAAACAGGCGAUAUUGUAUUGAUACGCGAAUUGCCACAGCGGCUGACUCGUCUUAUCUCACACGAAAUUGAAAAAGUUGUUUACCCAAUGGGUGACAUAACAGACCCACUGACCGGCAAAAAGGUUGUGGUGGGCAAAUACAGAGAUCAAAUUGAAGAAGCGAACCGUCUAUAUGGAAAAUCAGAGAAAGCAUUCGACUAUGAUAAAGCACCACCUCGUGGACGUCUUGAGGGAACUCGUGAUUUUACACAUGGCGAAACGUACAUUAAAUACCACGAAGACGGCAAGGAUCAGCCGUUUGCUGUGUAAUAUUUAAUUAAAUUUGUAUUUUAACAUAAACAAUUUAAUAAUAAUAAAAAAAUAUUUACUUUAAAAGCUAACGAAAA